This is a messenger RNA of Lineus longissimus, 1837 nucleotides long. Its product is annotated as spermidine synthase-like. Gene Ontology annotation, molecular function: catalytic activity. The transcript is spliced from 7 exons. Lineage: Eukaryota; Metazoa; Nemertea; Pilidiophora; Heteronemertea; Lineidae. The record is from RefSeq and is a predicted model, not a curated record. The coding region runs from base 258 to 1157 and encodes 299 amino acids.
ACUGUCGUGAAACACAGGCCCCUGAAGCCUAGUUAGCGGGACUAUUAUGCUAAACAAUGGGAUAAGCCAGGAUCGUGCUAAACAAUGGAGUAAGCUAGGGAAGAACUAUGAGAAGAGAAGUACUUUCCUGGCGUAUCCCAUUGUUUAGCCGGAUAAUCCCGCGCGGUAAUUAGGCUUCAGGGCCUGUGCCUGAGGUUGGAAGGUACUUCAAUCGCUUCCUGUCACCACAGUGGAGAGAAACGUGAGCUUCGCUGAAAAUGGACCUCAUUAAAGACGGCUGGUUCACGGAACUGUGCGAUGUCUCGGCGCAGGGCCUCUCUCUAAAGGUCGAUGAAGUUCUUUUUCAUGAGAAAUCCUCGUUUCAAGAUGUUCUUGUGUUUAAAACACCCUUUUAUGGAACUAUCCUGGUCCUUGACGGAUACAUCCAGUGUACAAGUAAAGAUGAGUUCUCAUACCAAGAAAAUACUGCUCAUGUCGCCCUGUUUUCACAUCCUAAUCCCAAAAGCGUGCUUGUGAUUGGUGGAGGGGAUGGUGGUGUCGUUCGGGAAAUCGCCAAACAUAAAGGCGUCGAAAAAAUCGUCCUGUGUGAGAUCGACCAGAUGGUAAUCGAUGUUUCCAGGAAAUACCUUCCGGGCAUGACAGUGAGUUUGGACGAUCCAAGAUGUUUAGUGAACGUCGGCGAUGGUUUGGAAUUUAUGAGGAAUCACUCCAACGAAUUCGAUGUCAUAAUAACUGAUUCGUCGGAUCCAGUAGGUCCAGCAGUGGAGCUGUUCCAGAAGCCGUAUUAUGAACUAAUCAAGAUGGCGUUGAAACCUGAAGGCAUAUUGGCGUCGCAAGGUCUUGAUGUUUGGACGUCACUCCCUAGGAUAACCGCCAUGAUGGCGUUCUGUCGUGAGAUGUUCGCCGUGGUUGAUUAUUGUAACUAUUCCAUUCCAAGUUUCAUGACGGGUGAGAUAGGCAUAUUGUUGUGCUCAAAGUCUCCGGACACAAAUUUUAAGAAUCCAUGUCGCGUCAUUACUGACGAAGAAGUUGAAGCAAUGGACUUAAAAUAUUACAACAGCGAUACCCAUGUUGGUGUUUUCAUGCAUCCGCAGUUUGUCAAAAAGGCUAUCUAUGGACCUAAUACCACCAAGAAACCAGGCAAUGGUGUAUCAUGAGACGUUUCCAAUGCGGUGGAGCCACUGGAGGUUAAUAAGGCAAUAAUCAGCAUAGUUACAUGUACCGUUAAGAACAAUAUAUGAUAAAAAUAGAAUCGGGGAAAGCUUGAGAUAUAACAGGGUCCUCCAAAGAAUUUUCUUUUUCAAAACGAUUGUACCUGAAUGACAAAUUUUUAACCAAGAGGCUUUAAUGACAUUCAACGGUGAGGGUUGUAUCAAACUGACGAUACCCCUCAGCUAUUUGAUAGUCUUUAUUUAUUCUUGAUAAUAUGUAUGCCCUUAAUUGGCAAAUGUACUGUUAAAUGGGAUGACAUUGGCCAAGAGUGGAGUGAAAAUGGUCCAUCCAUUUUCCACGUAGCUUGAACCACAAUAUUUGGUACAUUUGUAAAUCUUCUACUUCAAUUGAAUCGUUGUUCAUAAAGAUGUUCAAAGAAUGAAGAUAUCUCCUUGUGUAAAUAAGUUAUGAUGUCAUCAUAGUUUGGCCCUAAUGUCAUGGGUUAAUACAAAAUGUAUGUGUAUGGUCCUGAAUGAAAAAAAUAUGUAGAUCAAACUUGACGCCUUAAAGUCACCACGACAAGUGACAAUCAAGACCCUAUGUAACCCUGCCUUUGCAUCGUCAGCAUAGAUCCAUUUGUUUCUACACUUGUGACUUAUCAUGGAAAUUAAAUUAUUUCAAAUUA